UACAGAGAGUUCGUUCAGUCCCCGACGCCCGAUAGCCAACGCGCGUAGGAAAGAAACAAGCUAAAAGGAUAACCGCUUUGCUUUAUACUAAAAAAAACUUUCUUGGAGUAUAAAAAAAAUUUUUCUGACGUAGUAACUAAGCAUUAUUACAAAGCCACUUUUACUCAUAUUAUUUAUUUACUCAAAAUAUUAAAUAAAUAAAUAAAACAAGUGUAUAAAAUUAUUAUUUUUUUAAUUUAAAGCAAAAAAAAAAUUAUAAUUAAAAAAAAAAAAAACAGUUGGUGCAGCAUUGUUGAUCCAGUAACACGCGACUCUAUAUAUUGGACAAAAAAAAAAAAAGGAGUAAUUUGAGUGUCAAAUGACAUUUAUAGAUUAGUGAAUUAUUUAAAAAAAUAAAAGAAACAAUAGUGGGUGUUAUUAAUUGUGAAAUAAUAGUUGAUUUGAGUAAAAAAAAAGAAGCGCCAUGUUUGACGUAUUUGGAUCUGUAAAGGGUCUAUUGAAGCUUGAUGAAGUAUGCGUUGAUAACAAUGUAUUUAGAUUGCAUUAUAAAGCAACAGUUAUAAUAUUAAUAGCAUUUUCAUUAUUAGUAACAUCAAGACAAUAUAUUGGUGAUCCAAUUGAUUGUGUUGUUGAAGGUGUACCAGAAAAUGUAAUGGAUACAUAUUGUUGGAUAUAUUCAACAUUUACAAUACCAAAUAGAGUUAAUGGUGAAAUUGGUAAAAGUAUUGCACAUCCUGGUGUAUAUGGAAAUGUUGAAGGAGAAGAUGAAGUUAAAUAUCAUAAGUAUUAUCAAUGGGUAUGCUUUUGUUUAUUUUUUCAAGCAAUGUUAUUUUAUGUACCACGUUAUUUAUGGAAAUCAUGGGAAGGUGGUAGAAUUAAAUCACUUGUAAUGGAUUUAAAUUGUCCAGUUGUCAGUGAAUCAUGUAAAAUUGAACGUCGUGGUUUAUUAGUUGAUUAUUUUCGUGCAAAUUUACAUCAACAAAAUUUUUAUGCAUAUAGAUUUUUUUUUUGUGAAAUAUUAAAUUUUAUAAAUGUAUUUGGACAAAUAUAUUUGAUGGAUGUAUUUUUGGGUGGUGAAUUUACAACAUAUGGAAGAGAUGUAUUAUGGUUUUCUGAAAUGGAACCAGAAGAAAGAUCAGAUCCAAUGGCUCGAGUAUUUCCAAAAGUAACUAAAUGUACAUUCCAUAAAUAUGGUCCAUCUGGUUCUAUACAAAAAUUCGAUGGUCUUUGUGUAUUACCAUUGAAUAUUGUUAAUGAAAAAAUAUAUGUAUUUUUAUGGUUUUGGUUUAUUGCAUUAACAAUAUUGAGUGGUUUAAGUUUAAUAUACCGUAUGGUUGUUGUUGGUUGGCCAAGACUUCGUCUUGUUUUAUUACGUGCAAGAUCACGUUUAUCAAGACAACAAGAAGUUGAAACAAUUGCUGAUAGAUUCCAAAUUGGUGAUUGGUUUGUACUUUAUCAACUUGGAAAAAAUAUUGAUCCACUUAUAUACAAAGAUCUUGUAUCUGAUUUGGCAACAAGACUCGAGGGAAAACAACUAGUUUAAAAUCAACAUUAUUUCUAUUUAAACUACAACAACAAAAACAACAACGACAACAAUGAUACUAAUAAUAUAAGAAUAAUAAUUAAUACAACGAUACUUCAUUUUAUUUACAAAAGGAUAUUGUGCUGACACAAUAAAACAUUCAAUUUUUUAUUUAAAAAAAAAAAAAAAAACUCAAAACAUACACAUUAUUUUAAUUGUGAGUAAAAUAUAAAUGAGCUCAUCGAUCAGUAUCAAUCGGUAUGUAUAAAUCGAUUAGAGUCGACAAUUUAAAUCUACAAUAUAUAUAAUUAUUUAUUUAUUUUUUUUUCUAUUCAAGUUUUCUUUUGCACUAAAAAGUUCUUUUUGUUUUUUACACUAAAAAGUUCUUCUUUUUUUUUAAUGAUGGUCAAUGCAUUUUAUAAUAAAUAUUCUUGUAAAAAAAUAAAUAAAUAAUUAUAUAUGCACGUGUCGAAAAUAAAGACACAUAUAUAUUUUUACAAAAUAUAAAUCUUUGAAUGAUAAGAGAAAAGAUUAGUCGACUCUAAUUGUGUGAUAAAUGGCGAACGGUAUUAUCCUUUUUUUUUUCUAUUAGUGCAUUGUAAUGAGAUUUUUUUUUUGUUGUAAAAAUUUAAUCUUUACUUUGCACUUUAUUAAAAUUUAUCCUCCCACUCAUCUGUUAAAUCCAAUCCCUAUUGUCAUUAUCGUCAUUAACUUUCUCACGCUGCUGCUGCUGCCUUUUUUUUCAUAAAAAUUUAAAUAACAUGUGGCUGAAUCAUUGAUGAUUUAUCAUUCACAUAAAUAUACAUUGUCUGUGUUAAGAUUAUUUCCUGUUAGUAGUAGAUAUUUCAAGGUUAAAAUUUAUAAUCUUAACAAAAUUAAAAAAUAAUGCAGCUAAAUUUGUUCAUAAUAACUAUUGUUGUAUACCGUUCGUCUAAUAGUGUAACUUUGAUAUCCUGCCAAUUCAUUGUAACAAUUACUUUUUUCUUGUUAACAAUUAUAAUUAUAUACAAAAAUAGUAAAUCUCUCCUUUUAGAUUAUAUACAUAUAUAAAUAUUAAAAUUUGUAGAUAUUUAUAAUUUAAAAUAUUUCUGCAAUUGUAAUCGUUCAUUCCACGAUAAUAGAAAAGGGACCAAAAGGGUAUUAUUGUCAAUUGAACAAUAUAUGUUGAUUCGAUUUAUUUUCUUUUUUUUUUUUUUAUAUUGGUUAAUUAAUU
This is a messenger RNA of Aphidius gifuensis, 2735 nucleotides long. It is a transcript of the gene Inx2, whose product is annotated as innexin inx2-like. Gene Ontology annotation, biological process: phototransduction. Gene Ontology annotation, molecular function: gap junction channel activity. Gene Ontology annotation, cellular component: plasma membrane; gap junction. NCBI's taxonomy places the organism in Eukaryota, Metazoa, Arthropoda, Insecta, Hymenoptera, Braconidae. The transcript has a single exon. Bases 464 to 1543 code for a protein of 359 amino acids. The record is from RefSeq and is a predicted model, not a curated record.